This is a messenger RNA of Pungitius pungitius (ninespine stickleback), 2716 nucleotides long. Its product is annotated as potassium/sodium hyperpolarization-activated cyclic nucleotide-gated channel 2. Gene Ontology annotation, cellular component: membrane; axon; HCN channel complex. The transcript has 7 exons. Gene Ontology annotation, biological process: potassium ion transmembrane transport; regulation of membrane depolarization; sodium ion transmembrane transport. Lineage: Eukaryota; Metazoa; Chordata; Actinopteri; Perciformes; Gasterosteidae. The record is from RefSeq and is a predicted model, not a curated record. Gene Ontology annotation, molecular function: voltage-gated potassium channel activity. Bases 320 to 2191 code for a protein of 623 amino acids.
CUUUUUUAUCGGUGGAAUUUUUUUUAUGUGUUUGAGAAAGCCAUUGGUUCUACUAUAUACGAUUUUGAGACUUGCAAUUUGUGUUGGCUAAUCUGAGAGUUCAAAGAGAGUUUUGAUGUUCACUACCUGCAUGGUAUUUUAAGCUUAAAGUGUUUCAGAAACAUUGCAGUAUUGCGAAGGAAGUUUACGCUAAAAGAGUGCAUCGGAUGGAAACGGCUGCAGGAGGCUCUACUAGUGAGUGAACUUUACCACCAGGGCCCUACAAGUGUCAGGGACAACAGAACACCCCUCCGUUCCUUACCGGCUUGAAGCGCAAAUUAUGAAAAUGAACAGCCUCUCCAGGAGCAUCGAGGACCAGAGAAACAUUGGCGAGAGUCCCUCUCACAAACCGGAGACGUCUAGGUACCGCAGCUGGAGCAGCCUGCGCUUCUCGAGGUGGAGAAGCGGCUCACAGAGAACGACCCCCCCCGCCAGCCCAUCCCCGAAGCCAGAAAAGAGGGCCGAUGUGACCAAGACGCUCUUCUCCUUGGUCCAGACUCACAAUGACGACUACACGGCAGAUCCGGAUGGCCUGCUCGACACCCACGAGGAGGGCCAAGUAGAGAGCGACUGCACAAGACCCUCACCGGAACAGUCGCCCAUCUUCCAGAAGCAGUUGGGGUCAAUGUUGCAGCCCGGGGUCAACAAGUUCUCCCUGCGCAUGUUCGGUAGCCAUAAGGGUGUUGCUGCUGAGCAGGCCAGGGUCAAGAGCUUUGGAGUGUGGAUCAUCCACCCUUACAGUGACUUCAGGUUUUACUGGGACAUCGUGAUGCUCCUGCUGAUGAUGAGUAAUCUGGUCAUUUUGCCCUGGGGAAUCACCUUCUUUGAAGACCAGAACACCAUGCCCUGGAUCACCUUCAACGUCCUGUCGGACACUCUCUUCCUCAUGGACCUGGUUUUCAAUUUCCGCACGGGCAUCCCGGUAGAGGACAGCCACAUCAUCCUAGACCCCAAAAAUAUUCGCAUGCAUUACCUUCGCACCUGGUUCCUGGUGGACUUCAUCUCCUCCAUCCCCGUUGACUACAUCUUCCUUGUCGUUGACCUGGAGUCCCUGCAAGAUUCGUCUGACGUGUACCGCACCGCCCGCGCCCUCCGCAUCGUGCGCUUCACCAAGAUCCUCAGUCUGCUGCGUCUUCUCCGACUGUCUCGCCUCAUCCGCUACAUUCACCAGUGGGAGGAGAUCUUCCACAUGACUUAUGACCUGGCCAGCGCUGCCGUGCGCAUCGUCAACUUGAUUGGUAUGAUGCUGCUUUUGUGUCACUGGGAUGGCUGCCUGACCUUCAUGGUGCCUAUGCUACAAGAUUUCCCCCCAGACUGCUGGGUUUCCAAAAACAACAUGGUGAAUUCGACAUGGCACCUUCAGUACUCCUACGCCCUCUUUAUGGCCAUGAGUCACAUGCUGUGUAUAGGAUAUGGCGCCCACCCUCCAGAAGGCUUAACUGACGUUUGGCUCACCAUGAUCAGUAUGGUGGUGGGGGCCACCUGCUACGCCAUGUUCCUCGGUCAUGCAGCUAACCUGGUCCAGUCCUUGGAUGCCUCACACCGCCAGUAUCAAGAGAAGUAUAAGCAAGUGGAGCAGUACAUGUCGUUCCAUAAACUGCCAGCGGACGUAAGACAGCGGAUCCAUGACUAUUACGAGCAGCGAUUCCAGGGCAAGAUGUUCGAUGAGGACAGCAUCCUUGGAGAGCUCAGUGAUCCGCUGAAGGAGGAGAUAGUCAGCUAUAACUGCCGUGGGCUUGUAGCCAACAUGCCACUGUUUGCCAACACCGACCCUCAUUUUGUGACAGUGAUCCUGACCAAGCUGCGCUUCGAAGUCUUCCAACCCGCCGAUUUGAUCAUACGAGAAGGAACUCUGGGACGGAAAAUGUACUUCAUCCAGCAUGGCAGUGUUACUGUCAUCCCGCGUGGCAGUAAAGAGAUUACGCUCAACGAUGGAGCUUAUUUUGGAGAGAUCUGCCUGCUAACCCAAGGACGACGCACAGCCACCGUGAGGGCUGAAACCUACUGUCGUCUUUACUCCCUGAGUGUGGAGAGUUUCAACGAGGUCCUGGAGGAGCAUCCUCUAAUGAGGAGGGCGUUUGAGAGUGCGGCUGUGGACCGACUGGGCCGGGUGGCCCGCAGACCCAGUUACCAGCCUCCACCAAAUGAGUGACGUCCUUAGUACCAAUUAAGAGAGACUCCUACCGGAAAUUAGGAGGAUAGUGUCCCUCGACCACACAACAAAGAAACCUUGGUUGUAAAUGUUACUGAUUGCGGUUUACUUUAGUGCUCAAUGAUGGAUGUACAACCUCAGUUUUAUUUAUUGUCACAUUUUUGCUGCACAUGGUUCAGAAUAUUCCACCUUCAGUUGAUUUUGUUUUGUUUUCAGUUGCCUGCCUUCUAGGACUACAGUAUCAUAAUCCUUUCCAUCAUUCAUACGUGCACGGCUGAAUGUAGAGCUGAUUAUUAUGAUCCCUCAGAUCUAAAGGUUCUAUCAAGUAACAGUUAAGUACAAAUGUUCAGUGAGAAUAAGCUGCUGUGAUGUAAUAACUCCAGCAGAGACAGAUUGUAGACGGUUAUGCAUCACUGUUUAAAAUCCCACAUUUAAUAGUACCCAAACAUGAACAAGUAAUCUAAAAGAAAAUCUUCUACAAUCUACUUUUGGAUUUAUUCAAUUCAGUGUCCGGUAUUAUUUGAA